Molecule: messenger RNA, 1132 nt
Organism: Olea europaea var. sylvestris
Lineage: Eukaryota; Viridiplantae; Streptophyta; Magnoliopsida; Lamiales; Oleaceae
Product: protein FMP32, mitochondrial-like
Exons: 7
Coding region: 261-1022 (253 amino acids)
Cellular component (GO): mitochondrion
Source: RefSeq, a predicted model, not a curated record
UGAUGCACACAAAUGCGUUUUGCGCAAGAAACUGUUUGUCUAUUCAAUAGUCCAAGCAUUCAAUUUCUCUCUUUAACCUCUACGUUUCUCUUCAAUUAAAUUCAGGCCAUCAGCAGAAAUACUUUUCUUUGAUUCCCUUUCAGAAUCUUUUUACUUUUCACCAAUUAACAUUUAUAAAUCAUUCAUGUUUGUAGCAGUUGUUUGCUGUAUAUAAUCCAGUAUUUUGUGAUAAUUGAUACUAUUCAAAAUUUUGAAUACUGAUGGGUGCUUGUAAGCGUGUGAUUCAAUUUGGCAUCAAUUCUGGGAUUAACUCCGCCAGAUUGCUAGGAAUCAAUGCGGCAAGAGAUUCUACAGUAAACGCUCUCAAAUUGACUGGAAAUUCUGUCAGUUCAUUUAGUUCGUUAUCCUCAAGUCUGCCUGGAUACCAAUUUGACUAUAGACAGAUCUCUCAGCUCGUCAAGCCCAAGGGAAAGCGUGUUUAUCUUGUUGAUACGCUGGCACUGGUUAGAAGUUUAGAAGCAAAAGGCAUACCUUCAAAACAUGCUGAGGCGAUAACAUUGGCAAUGACUGAGGUUUUGGAUGAGUGUAUGGAGAAUAUUUCACAAUCUCUCAUUUCAAAAGCUGAGAUGCAGAAAAUUAAGAUGGGUCAAGAAGCCAACCUUUCUAGGUUUCAGUCUGAAGUUCAAGGUUCCCAGGAACGUCAUUUUUCUUUGUUGCAACGUGAAGCUGAAAAGCUCAUGAAUGAUAUUCAGAAAAUGCGUGGAGAACUGAGGUAUGAGAUUGACAAGGUCACUGCCGGCCAGCGCUUGGAUUUGAAUCUUGAAAGGGGUCGCAUCCGAGAUGAGCUUUCCAAUCAGAGUGCAGAAACUACGAACCUUACUAACAAGCUAGAUGGAGAAAUUCACGCAUUGCGGGCUCAUGUUGAAGCAGCAAAGAACGACGUGAUCAAAUAUUGUAUAGGAACCCUUUUAUCUAUAUCUGCCGUUGGUAUUGGAAUGAUUCGCGUUUUUAGCGCCAAAUGAGGCAGUGUGUAGGUGUCCGAAUAUUGGAGGAAUUAAGACACCCAUAAUUAUUUUUUGGAUUUGCAGAAGCCAGUUAUUUCUUCAUUUUUGAAUGAUUAUUCUUUUGCCUA